AUGUUUUGGAACAAAAAUCAAUCAGAUAAUGAUCAUACAGCUGAAAUGAGAAAUCAUCAAGUUCAAACAUGUUGUAAACAUAUUCGAAGAAAACCCAUGUUAUACACAACAUUAAUGGUUAUUAUUUUGAUUGUGAUCAUAUGUAUGCCAAUAAUCAUUAUUAAAACACGAAAGACAAAUGACAAGCAAAUGUUCACAACAUCAUUGAUAUUACAUACAGAAAGUGUUUACUCUGAAGCAACAUUUACAACAGAAUCGACAACAAUAGCAGAAUAUUCAUUCAAACAAUGGAACAAUUAUUGCUGCGGUGGCAAUGAAGAAGAAAAUGAAAAUUUUCAAGUGAAAACUCCAGAUGAUGUUAUUAUUGAUAAAUUUAAUAAGAAUGCAUUGAUCAUUUGUGAUUACAGCGGUGAAAAAGUCGUUCGAUGGUUUUUACAAGACGAGAGAAAUCCCGAAAUAAUCAAAUCUUCUAUCUUUUGUUCUGGUUUAGCGCUUGAUAAAGAUGGAGCUCUUUACAUUAUCGAUACUCGUAACAACCAAGUCAUACGAAUAAAGCAAGGAGAGAAAAAUGAAACAAUCGUCGCAGGUAGACACGGAUCGGGAACUGAUCUCAAUCAACUUAAAGCUUCGCAUUAUAUCUAUGUCGAUAAUGAUUAUUCUCUUUAUAUUUCAGAUAACAAUAACAAUCGUGUCAUGAAAUGGACAAAAGGUGCAACACAAGGAAUUCUUUUUGCCGAUGGAUCAAACAAGAAGAUAUUAGACGAACCUCAUGGGCUUGUUAUGGAUCAUUUGGGACAAUUAUAUAUCGUUGAUAAAAACAAUCAUCGAAUAUUACGGUGA
This is a messenger RNA of Adineta ricciae, 840 nucleotides long. NCBI's taxonomy places the organism in Eukaryota, Metazoa, Rotifera, Eurotatoria, Adinetida, Adinetidae. The record is from the annotation of a GenBank genome assembly.